Molecule: messenger RNA, 4697 nt
Organism: Macrosteles quadrilineatus (aster leafhopper)
Lineage: Eukaryota; Metazoa; Arthropoda; Insecta; Hemiptera; Cicadellidae
Product: 1-phosphatidylinositol 4,5-bisphosphate phosphodiesterase gamma-1-like
Exons: 25
Coding region: 13-3648 (1211 amino acids)
Biological process (GO): phospholipid catabolic process; phosphatidylinositol-mediated signaling; positive regulation of epithelial cell migration
Molecular function (GO): phosphatidylinositol-4,5-bisphosphate phospholipase C activity; protein binding; calcium ion binding
Source: RefSeq, a predicted model, not a curated record
CUGUUGAUCAAGAUGGCAAUGAUGAAUGGAAUGAUGGUGAGUUUCAUGCCAGAAAUGGAACAAAUCAUCAGCCAGCUAGAGAGAGGAACAAUAGUGACAAGGUUUUAUCCGAGAAAAAGACCCGAGAAGAAGACAUUGAUGAUUAGAAGAGAAACUAGACAAAUUGUAUGGGCAAGGACUGCAGCCACUAGAACUAUAGAAGGAGCAGUUGAAAUGAGGGAGGUGCACGAGAUCCGGGCUGGUAAGAUCUACAAAGACUUUGAAAGAUGGCCGGAGGAGGCUAAGCGUAUUGAGAGUCUUCGCUGUUUCAUUGUCUUCUAUGGGUCGGAAUUCAAGCUUAAGUCUUUGUCCAUAGCUGCAUUGUCAGAGAAGGAGUGCGGUUUGUGGUUGCGUGGACUACGUCACCUAGUGCAGGACACCAUGAAUGCACCGUACCCACUGCAAGUCGAGCGGUGGCUACGCAAGGAGUUUUACACAAUGGAAAACAACCGAGAAAUAGUUACCCUUAAGGACCUCAAAGGUUUCCUGCCUCGAGUCAAUUGUAAAAUAUCAACAAAUAGAUUAAGAGAACUGUUUCAAGAAGUAGAUGUUCGGAAAAGGAACGAAAUAGGAUUUGAUGAUUUCGCCGAGCUUUACCACAAGCUUAUGUUUGAUGAAAGUAUAUUCGGAGAGUCGCUGUCGAGGUACAGCAGCAGUGGGGACGGAAUGGUCAGUGUGCAGAUGUUGACCAGGUUCUUGUCUCAAGAGCAAGGGGACAAUGUGGAUGAAGUGAAGGUGUCUCGCCACAUGAGAGAAUAUCUGCAAGACGCCCAGAGAGAUGUGCAGGAGCCUUACUUCACUACUAGAGAGUUUAUGGACUUCUUAUUUUCCAAGCAAAAUGAAAUGUGGGACAACAAGUAUGGCGAGGUUCAUCAGGAUAUGACUCGGCCAUUGGCUCACUAUUGGAUCUCUUCCUCCCACAACACUUACCUGACGGGAGACCAGUUCUCCAGUGAGUCGAGUGUGGAAGCUUACGCAAGGUGUCUGAGGAUGGGCUGUCGUUGUAUAGAACUGGACUGUUGGGAUGGGCCUGACGGAAUGCCUAUUGUCUACCACGGACACACGCUGACUAGUCGGAUCAAGUUCCUGGAUGUUGUUCGGACGAUUCGAGAACAUGCCUUCGUCACGUCUGAAUAUCCUGUAAUCCUGUCAAUCGAGGACAACUGCUCGCUGCUGCAGCAACGCAACAUGGCCGCCACCAUGGUGGAGGUGUUUGGAGAGCUGUUGUUGGUACAUCCGGUGGAAAAAAACGAGACUAAGCUGCCGUCGCCGGAACAAUUAAGGCACAAGAUCUUGCUGAAACAUAAGAAACUGCCUGAUGGUGUUGACGAGGCCGCUUUGCUCAUGAGAUCUGAUGAAGGUCGUGGAGAGAUGGACUUGAGAACAACAGUGAAGAACGGAGUUUUGUACCUCGAAGAUCCUGUAGACAAGGAGUGGAAUCCUCACUUCUUCGUUCUAACUCAGAACAAACUCUUCUACACAGACAGCUUCCACGGGAACGAAGAGAACGAUGACGACACCGAGAAUGAGGAUGAAGAAAACCACACAAGCUUUCAAAGACCUAAAGAGGGAGUGCCCAAUGACGAGUUGCAUUUUGGUGAGAAGUGGUUUCACGGAAAGUUGGCCGGAGGACGCAGCGAGGCAGAGGAUCUCUUGCGCAAGUUUUCACGCCUAGGAGAUGGAACAUUCCUGGUGCGAGAGAGUGAAACAUUCGUCGGAGAUUACUCUCUCUCAUUCUGGAGACAAGGCAAGGUGAACCACUGUCGUAUCCGCUCCAAACAGGACCGAGGUCAGACUAAAUACUUCCUCAUUGACAGCAACUGCUUCGACUCGUUGUACAGUCUCAUCACACACUACCGCACCCAUCCACUAAGAUCUCAGGAGUUCCUGAUCACGUUGAAGGAGCCAGUUCCCCAGCCCAACAAACACGAGGGGAAGGAAUGGUACCACCCUCUCGCUACUCGCAGUUCUGCCGAGGAUCUCCUCAAGAGGGUGCCUCAUGACGGAGCCUUCUUGGUCAGACCUAGCGACAAGGAUCACAAUGCGUACACCAUCUCAUUCCGGGCGGAGAAGAAAAUCAAACACUGCCGGAUCAAGGUGGAAGGGCGGCUUUACACCAUCGGCACCGUUCAGUUUGAGAGUCUGGUGGAGCUGGUCAGUUACUAUGAGAGACAUCCGUUGUACCACAAAGUGCGACUGUGGUACGCGGUCAGUGAAGAUCACGUGCAUCGGCUGGCUUUGGAAGCUGAUGAUGGUUCAGUGUCGGGAACUCCUGGAUACAUUGAUCCGAGCAGCUUCACAUCCAAGGUUACCGUCAAGGCAAUAUACGACUACCAGGCUCGUCACGAUGAUGAACUAUCAUUCUGCAAGCACGCCAUCAUCACCAACGUCAACAAGCAGGACGGGGGGUGGUGGAGGGGAGACUACGGAGGCAAGCGGCAACAGUGGUUUCCCUCCAACUAUGUGGAGGAGAUUGAACCUCAGAGAGACGAGCCUAGAGAUGAUACGUCGACAGACUCAAUGUUCCUGGGCAGUUUACAGAAGGGCAGCUUGGAUGUGAUGGGAGCCGUGGUAGAAUUGGCGACUACCGGACGACCUGGGCUGGAAUGGGUGCUGAGGAUACAAGUUCCCAACAUGUGCAGUGUGUUUGAGGUGGCUGUUCCCUCAGAAGACCAAGCCAUUGAGUGGAUGACGGCAAUCAAGAAGACGGCUCAAACCGCCAGUGACCGGGAGAUUCAAAACAAAGAGAUGGAACGGACGUGGAGGAUUGCGAAGGAGAUGUCAAACCUGAUAAUUUACUGCAGAUCUGUAGCUUUCAACAUGGACAGGAUACGAGUGAAGGGGUUCAUAUACAAUGAGAUGAGUUCCUUCCCAGAGACUAAGGCUGAGAAAACCAUAUGUCAGCAAGAGAGCAGAUUCUUCCUCAAAUACCACCAGUUCCAGUUUAGCAGAGUCUACCCCAAGGGUCAGAGGAUAGACUCUUCCAACUACAACCCCAUACCCUGCUGGAACAGUGGGUGUCAAAUGGUCGCUCUCAACUACCAAACCCCAGACAAACCUAUGCAGCUGAACCAAGCCAGGUUCAGGCUCAACGGAGGCUGUGGAUUUGUACUGAGACCAGAGGUCAUGUUUCGUCCGGACUAUGAUCCCCUCGUCCCCCCUCCUCCCUUUGUGGCGAACUCUAUCUCUGUUUCUCUGAAGGUGAUAGCGGCGAGACAUCUGAUAAGGUCAGGUAGAGGAACCACCAGCCCCUUUGUAGAGGUAGAGGUGCUCGGAGCGGACUACGAUUCUGGCACCAAGCUGACUACCAAAACUGUCGCUGACAACGGUUUGAAUCCGGUGUGGAAUGACUCGGUCAGUUUUGAGGUCAUGAAUCCAUCCCUAGCUCUGCUGAGGUUCCAGGUACAGGACGAAGACAUGUUUGGGGAUUCAAACUUCAUCGGACAAGCGACGUACCCUAUGGUUGCGUUGAGGACGGGCUACAGAAGUGUGCCACUGAGAAAUGGUUUCUCUGAAGAGAUGGAACUUUCUACCCUCCUUGUCCACAUCUCUAUAAAGAAUGUCAAGGAGGGAGGAAGUGAGUUUGACACCCCAGUGACUGACUGCUGAUCCAAGACUGACUGGCUCCAAGAUGGGCAAACUUUACCUCAGGUUAUGUUUCCUGUAUGGUUGCUAUUUAAACAUUUAUUUAUCGUAUUUUACAAUUUUUAAAGUAUUCUCAUUGGAGUUAAACUUUGACGGUUGUGCUUUCAGGUCUUGAUGUUUAUUGUCUCAGAUGUUGAACUUUACAAUAUUUUAUGGAGGGAUCUACUAUUUCUCUAUCUCUCUUCCCAUAUCAGUAUAGACUUCAAGAAUUUUUUAUCGUAAAAGAGUAAGAAACAAAAUCAAUCAAUACAACCUUUGACUAUUAAUACAACUAGACAUUUCAUCUCAUGUUAAAGUUGUCGCCAGUUUUGUAAUGAGAAUUGUCGUAAUUGAUGUGAGCAACCAUAAGAUGAUUUGAUUUGAUGCUAUUGUAAAUUACUAAUUUCUGUAGAAUAGGCAAACUUGUUUACCAAGUCAAUUUGAAGGAACGACUUAUUGUGAGCUAUAGCAGUAAUAUGCCACAAUCUACAAAUAUAUUAGAAAAUAGAAUUCAAUAGCGCAUUCUGUGACUGGUCUCACACAAAAUAUACUUAAAAAUUUGGCAGAGGGGGUGUCUAAUUCAGUAUCCAAUAGUCAACGGUACAACCAAACCAAGCAAUCAAAUAACAAGACAAAAGGUACAAGUUCUUUUAAAGUAAAAUGAAACUAAAUGAAUCAAACUUUUUUUAUUGGAAUUAUAACUUUCAGUAGAAUCACUAAAUUGCAAACAAAAUCAAAUAAAAACUCAGAUAAAUACCCUACCUAAUGUAGUGUGAAUCCUAAUCAUAUAUAGUGCAGAUUUAAAAUGUUUAUACCAAAUGAAUUAUGUGUUUGUCUCUAAUAGGGUAAAUUGCAAUUUUAGAAUUAUUUAUGUUUAUGUAUAUUUGUGUUAGUUAAUUAAAUGUAUGUGUAAGUUUGGAUGUAAUUUCCACGCUCUCUUUAUAUAGUCAUUGUUAUGAUCAACUUGUUAGCUCUUUAAGAAAAUAUUUGACUAGGAAAAAGAAACCUUGAUGUUAAGGCAAAUAAAUGUAACA